GCGGCCGCGCCGUAGGGCCACGCCGGCCUCUCGCCACUUCCGGCGCGUUCGGGCUGUUAGUCGGGGGCGGCAGCACUGCACUAGCGGGCGGCACAGGAGUGGACUUGUGCAGGGAUGCUUCCGAGGUCGGCGGUGGCUGCGGUAGGGGCUGAGGCGGCGAGGACAGCGCGGGCCCCCGGGCCUCUCCUCUAAGCCAGCCUCUCUCUAGACCGGCCCCUCCGACUGUGCUGCCGAGGCCCUUUCAGCCUCCGUCCCUUCAGCCUCUAGGCCGGGCCCGCCGCUGCUUCUGAACGCGGAGGCCGGGGAGCCCCUGCCUGGGCCCGGAACCUCCCCUCGGGGGUCGGGCCCGGGCGGGGGCCCCCGAGCUGCUGCCCUCCUUGCCAGCCUCCGAUCCCCAUUUCCUGCUUUUUUAGUUAACUUGGAGAGGAGAGGGUGGGUCUUGAUGAAUUGUUCUGGGAGUCCCCGAUGAGGCGGGCCGGGGGGCUGCACUCUUUUUAGAGGGUCUCCGCGGGGGCCCGGGUGGGAAGCGGUUCUCUUUGCAUGGGCGGGGGACUUCCCGAGUCUGCGGGAUCAUGACCUGAACUGUGAGAGCGGGACGAAUCUGAAGCCCAGCUCACCUGAGCCGCCUCUUCCCCCGGCCAGCAUGGCAUCUGAAGAAGCCUCCCUAAGGGCAUUGGAAAGUCUGAUGACAGAGUUUUUUCAUGACUGUACAACCAAUGAAAGAAAACGUGAGAUAGAGGCGCUUCUUAAUAACUUUGCCCAGCAAAUAGGAGCCUGGAGAUUCUGCCUAUAUUUUCUCUCCAGCACCAGGAAUGACUAUGUAAUGAUGUAUAGUUUGACAGUAUUUGAGAAUCUGAUCAAUAAAAUGUGGCUUGGAGUCCCAUCUCAGGAUAAGAUGGAAAUCCGUAGCUGCCUACCCAAACUCCUUUUGGCUCACCACAAAACCUUACCUUACUUUAUCCGGAACAAGCUCUGCAAAGUUAUUGUUGACAUUGGCCGUCAAGAUUGGCCCAUGUUCUACCAUGACUUUUUUACUAACAUUUUACAGUUGAUCCAGUCCCCUGUGACAACCCCCCUCGGGCUGAUCAUGUUAAAAACAACUUCAGAAGAGCUGGCUUGUCCCCGUGAAGACCUCAGUGUGGCUCGGAAGGAGGAGUUGCGGAAGCUGCUGCUAGACCAGGUGCAGACAGUGCUUGGCCUCCUGACAGGUAUCUUGGAGACUGUCUGGGACAAACACAGUGUUACAGCUGCCACCCCACCACCGUCCCCAACCUCAGGAGAAAGUGGUGACUUACUGAGUAACCUGUUGCAAAGUCCUAGUUCAGCCAAACUGUUGAAUCAGCCAAUCCCCAUCCUCGAUGCGGAGAGUGAGUAUAUCUGUUCCCUGGCCUUGGAGUGCCUGGCCCAUCUCUUCAGUUGGAUUCCUCUGUCUGCCAGCAUCACCCCGUCCCUUCUUACCACCAUCUUCCACUUUGCGCGCUUUGGCUGUGACAUCCGGGCCAGAAAGAUGGCAUCAGUUAACGGCAACAGCCAGAACUGUGUGUUGGGUCAGGAACGCGGCCGGCUUGGGGUCCUGGCCAUGUCCUGCAUCAAUGAACUCAUGUCCAAGAACUGUGUGCCUAUGGAAUUUGAGGAGUAUUUACUGCGUAUGUUCCAGCAGACUUUCUACCUCCUGCAGAAAAUCACCAAGGAUAACAAUGCCCACACGGUGAAGAGCAGGCUAGAAGAACUGGAUGAGAGGUCUGAGGUGUUGCAGGAACUGAGACUGCUGCUCAUGCGUAGCCAAGAACAGGAGAGGAGGUCCAUGGAGCUGAGAGGUGCCUGGAAGCAGAAAGGUGGUAAUGGGAUGAAAGGUUGCCUGACCUGUAGCUACAUCGAGAAGUUUACUGACUUUCUGCGGCUCUUUGUGAGUGUUCACCUAAGAAGAAUUGAGUCCUACUCCCAGUUUCCUGUGGUGGAGUUCUUGACACUUUUGUUUAAGUACACAUUUCAUCAGCCUACUCAUGAAGGUUACUUCUCUUGUUUGGAUAUCUGGACACUCUUUUUGGACUAUCUGACAAGUAAAAUUAAAAGUCGUCUGGGAGACAAAGAAGCAGUUCUCAACAGGUACGAAGAUGCCCUAGUCCUCUUGCUCACGGAGGUGUUGAAUCGAAUCCAGUUCAGAUACAACCAGGCCCAGCUGGAGGAGUUAGAUGACGAGACUCUGGAUGACGAUCAGCAGACAGAGUGGCAGCGGUACUUACGCCAGAGCCUGGAGGUAGUGGCCAAAGUGAUGGAGCUCCUUCCCACACACGCCUUCUCAACACUGUUCCCAGUUCUUCAGGACAAUUUAGACGUUUAUCUGGGGUUACAGCAGUUUAUAGUUACUUCGGGGUCAGGACACAGGUUGAACAUCACAGCAGAGAAUGACUGCCGGCGAUUGCACUGUUCCCUGAGAGACUUGAGCUCCCUGCUGCAGGCCGUGGGCCGGUUGGCUGAGUACUUUAUUGGAGACGUGUUUGCCGCGCGGUUCAGCGAUGCACUCACAGUCGUGGAGAGGUUAGUCAAGGUCACUCUGUAUGGAUCUCAGAUAAAAUUGUACAACAUUGAAACUGCUGUGCCAUCAGUGUUGAAACCUGAUCUCAUUGAUGUGCAUGCUCAGUCCCUGGCCGCUCUGCAGGCUUACUCGCACUGGUUAGCACAGUAUUGCAGUGAAGCGCAUCGGCAGAACACGCAGCAGUUUUUCACGCUCAUCUCCACUACCAUGGAUGCAGUCACACCUCUAAUCAGCACCAAGGUCCAAGAUAAGCUGCUGCUAUCUGCCUGCCACCUACUGGUUUCUCUGGCCACCACUGUGAGGCCUGUCUUUCUGAUCAGCAUCCCUGCAGUGCAGAAAAUAUUCAACAGAAUCACCGAUGCCUCUGCCCAGCGACUUGUUGAUAAGGCUCAGGUAUUGGUGUGCCGAGCAGUCUCUAACAUUCUGCUGCUGCCAUGGCCAAACCUCCCGGAGAAUGAGCAGCAGUGGCCUGUGCGCUCCAUCAACCAUGCUAGCCUCAUCUCUGCGCUUUCCCGGGACUAUCGCAACCUGAAAUCCAGUGCCGUUGCCCCACAGAGGAAGAUGCCACUGGAUGACACCAAAGUGAUUAUCCACCGGACACUUAGUGUCUUAGAAGAUAUUGUGGAGAAUAUCUCUGGGGAAUCCACCAAGUCCCGGCAGAUCUGCUACCAUUCGCUGCAGGAAUCUGUGCAGGUCUCCCUGGCCCUCUUUCCGGCUUUUAUUCAUCAGUCAGAUGUGACUGAUGAGAUGCUGAGCUUUUUCCUCACUUUGUUUCGAGGCCUUAGAGUACAGAUGGGUGUGCCUUUCACUGAACAGAUCAUACAGACUUUCCUCAAUAUGUUUACCAGAGAACAGUUAGCUGAGAGCAUCCUCCAUGAAGGCAGCACUGGCUGCCGGGUGGUUGAGAAGUUCCUAAAGAUCCUGCAGGUGGUGGUCCAGGAGCCUGGCCAGGUGUUCAAGCCCUUCCUCCCUAGCAUCAUCUCCCUGUGCAUGGAGCAGGUGUACCCCAUCAUUGCUGAGCGCCCCUCCCCUGAUGUGAAGGCUGAGCUGUUUGAGCUCCUUUUCCGGACGCUCCAUCACAACUGGAGGUACUUCUUCAAGUCCUCUGUCCUGGCCAGUGUCCAGAGGGGGGUUGCCGAGGAGCAGAUGGAGAAUGAGCCUCAGUUCAGUGCCAUCAUGCAGGCCUUUGGACAGUCCUUUCUCCAGCCUGAUAUCCACCUAUUUAAACAAAAUCUCUUCUACUUGGAGACACUCAACACCAAACAGAAGCUGUACCACAAGAAGAUCUUCCGGACCACCAUGCUGUUCCAGUUUGUGAACGUGCUGCUGCAGGUCCUGGUCCACAAGUCCCACGACCUUCUGCAGGAGGAGAUCGGCAUCGCCAUUUACAACAUGGCCUCCGUGGACUUCGAUGGCUUCUUUGCAGCUUUCCUCCCUGAGUUCCUGAGCAGCUGUGAUGGCGUGGAUGCCAACCAGAAAAAUGUGCUGGGGCGAAAUUUCAAGAUGGAUCGGGACCUGCCCUCGUUCACCCAGAAUGUGCACAGGCUGGUCAACGACCUGCGAUACUAUAGACUCUGCAACGACAGCCUGCCCCCCGGCACAGUGAAGCUCUAGGCACGGCCUGCUUUCCGCCCGAGGGACGCGAACUGCUGCUGCUGCCACUGCGCCACCACACCCUCCGCCACAGUUGUCUCCCAGACGAGUCUCGGUCACUCCUCGGAUUCAUAUACCCUGAGCAGCGUCGCCUGCCCUGUGCCCCUUCUCUACAACCCUCACCUGCCGCCCACCCAGCAGAACUGGCCUCAGGGUGUGUCUUAGCACUGGUGGGAGUGCCCAGGACAUUUGGGGCAGGUGGAGGGUUAGGGCUAGGGACAGGAGGCACCAGGAAAUCCUGUGCGGUGCUCCGUGUGGAUCUUGCAUCUGUCAGUCAUGAGACUGAAACGCCAAGGACAGCUUAUGACAGUGCCACCUUCUCACCAUUCCACCUCCCUACCCUACUCUCUGGCUGUCAGCUAAGGGGAGACGUGACCGGCCACGACACUGGAACUGUUUUGGCACUUCUGUCACUCGCCCCUCCCCCCAGUUACCUUGAAGUCUCAGCUCUGUGUUAAGAGAUUUGCAGACUCAUGGUUUUUUUGUUCUUGUUUUCUCAUCAUUCCAUUGUGAUACUAAGAAACUAAGAAGCUUAAUUAAAAAAUAAAAUGCUUA
Messenger RNA from Phyllostomus discolor (pale spear-nosed bat), 4744 nucleotides. It is a transcript of the gene XPO6, whose product is annotated as exportin 6. Bases 644 to 4150 code for a protein of 1168 amino acids. Gene Ontology annotation, molecular function: nuclear export signal receptor activity; small GTPase binding. Lineage: Eukaryota; Metazoa; Chordata; Mammalia; Chiroptera; Phyllostomidae. The record is from RefSeq and is a predicted model, not a curated record. Gene Ontology annotation, biological process: protein export from nucleus. The transcript is spliced from 27 exons.